Ctenopharyngodon idella (grass carp) is the source of this 12489-nucleotide messenger RNA. It is a transcript of the gene cacna1aa, whose product is annotated as calcium channel, voltage-dependent, P/Q type, alpha 1A subunit, a. Gene Ontology annotation, molecular function: high voltage-gated calcium channel activity. Gene Ontology annotation, cellular component: voltage-gated calcium channel complex; neuronal cell body; membrane. Gene Ontology annotation, biological process: calcium ion import across plasma membrane; chemical synaptic transmission. Lineage: Eukaryota; Metazoa; Chordata; Actinopteri; Cypriniformes; Xenocyprididae. The record is from RefSeq and is a predicted model, not a curated record. Bases 1532 to 8638 code for a protein of 2368 amino acids. The transcript is spliced from 49 exons.
ACUUGCACAAACAGCCCAUAACCUGACAACGCGCUGUCAGUUUGUUGCGUUCCGUUAUCAAAGCUGCACAACCACUCUGUCGUAUAAACAAGCCGACGGUAUUUUAAUGCGGUAAAGGCAGGUGAGCUGAGGCUGAGAACACAUAGUGGCUGAAUGGAGUUAGAAGGGGAAAAAAUAGUCAGUGGGGUACGUGUGCGUGCGUCAUGUGCUGCAAGAAGAACUGGCCAGAGCGCUGAAUUGAUCAGUGGCUCAUUAUAGCUUAGCUUGCCAGCUGAUCGGAGCUAACUGUUUCGUUCGGCUUGUGUUUCACAAGCUGAUAUCCUGCGAGCCCCCACCCCACAUUCGUUCUCAACAGCCUCCUCCCCCUCUUUUUUUUUCCUCAGGGGCGCUUGACGGGGAGUAACGAGGCUAACAGACAGCUCAACAUUGGCAGAAAUAAGGAAUAGAAGGAUCCGAGUGUUCUCACUAACGGAUUGCCUUCGGGGAAGAUGAGCAGAUCCUACGCGGCCCAGAGCCCAUUGCAGGGAAACGAGAGCGGCUAUGGGAACCCGAAGAUGUCGCCGUUGUCCCCUCGCGAUUGAUGCUUCUACUUUCUGUCACUGUGUCCCUUCAUUGGAUUUUAUGACGGUUGGAUUGGUUCUUUUGCACUUAAAAUGUCAGUAAUGGCUCUGGCGAAAAGGAUGACACCUUACCAGUGAGCACAGGGGGGGAAAAACUCAAUCGAUACUUGUGAUGAUCUAUUUUUGCAUCCGAAUAAUGUGUCGUAAAGAAGAGGAAAACAGAAUUUAUAUCGGAUAUCGUACAUCUCUCUGUAGCAGAGAUGCAAAUCCAUGCGAGUAAACGUGAGCGCGAGGUGACCGAAAGCAGAUUAUAGCUACACUGUGCCAAAUAUUGCGGAUGUUGCGAAAUAAAUAAAUAAUAUUUUUUUUAAAUCAUAUUUCCCCCUGUUUUAAAUAGAUAUUGAUACUGUGAUAAUCAGAAUGUACAGUUAAAACUGAACUCAAACGAUUUAAAACAAAAAAUGUUUUCAUUUCUGUUCACUUGGUUAUCACACAUAGAUCGUAUAGCCUAAAUGAUUGUAGCUAUGAUAAUUACAACCUGAAGGAAAAGCACGGGAGAGUGACCGUUCUGGAAAUUGAGGAUGGAGCCACAGAAAACGAGAGAUUUACUCAAGAAUGACAUGGCCGUGGAAAUAUGUUGAUUUAGGACAUAAAAUGAGGUGAUGAUGGACCAUUUUGUGUGUUGAAGUGGGAAACGAACCUGUGAACUGCAAAAUAUAAGGCACGCUAUUUUGUUCCAUUUUGUUUGUUUGUUUUUUUGUUCGUUUUAUUUUUCGUUUUCGCCUAAAAUUGAGCCUAACCAUCAGCUCCUGGAGUCUAACGUCACAUACACACGCCAUGAAGACAAAUGUGUACUCCAGUUAUACACGUAUUAAGUUUUGAAGCAGAUGGGAUGUAAUGUGGUGUGGUCGCGUUGAAUAUUCGCCCCCUUUUUUCCUGCUUCGUGAAGACUGGCAUUUGGAGUCUAUAGAAUGGCUCGGUUCGGAGAUGAGGUGCCGUCCAGGUAUGGCGGAGGACCGGGACACGCUCAAGGGGGACCUGGCCGCGGCGGCAGCAGGCAGGGUGGCCCGCCGGGUGGUCAACAGAGAAUGUACAAGCAGUCAAUGGCCCAGCGAGCCAGAACUAUGGCCCUGUACAACCCUAUACCGGUGCGGCAAAACUGCUUCACUGUCAACCGAUCUCUGUUCAUCUUCAGUGAGGACAACUUUGUGAGAAAAUACGCCAAAAAGAUCACCGAAUGGCCUCCAUUUGAGUACAUGAUCCUGGCUACCAUCAUCGCUAACUGCAUCGUCCUGGCCCUGGAACAGCAUCUUCCAGACGGGGACAAGACACCAAUGUCAGAGCGUUUGGAGGACACUGAACCUUACUUCAUUGGCAUUUUCUGUUUCGAGUCUGGCAUUAAGAUCUUGGCUCUGGGCUUUGCCUUCCAUAAGGGCUCUUACCUACGUAAUGGCUGGAAUGUUAUGGACUUUGUAGUGGUGCUUACUGGAAUUCUGUCAACAGUGGGUUCUGACUUUGACCUGAGAACGCUGCGUGCUGUUCGAGUGUUAAGACCUCUCAAACUUGUGUCUGGGAUUCCAAGCUUGCAGGUUGUUCUCAAGUCCAUUAUGAAAGCCAUGAUCCCUCUGCUGCAGAUCGGUCUGCUGCUAUUCUUUGCCAUCCUCAUGUUCGCCAUCAUUGGUCUAGAGUUCUACAUGGGCAAAUUUCACACUACUUGCUUUGACAAAGUCACUGAUGAAAUCCGAGAGGAGUUUCCAUGCGGGCCUGAGGCUCCUGCUCGGAUCUGUCCUAAUGGAACAGUAUGUAAAAAGUACUGGCUAGGACCUAACUACGGUAUUACCCAGUUUGACAACAUCCUGUUUGCCGUGCUCACGGUCUUCCAAUGCAUCACCAUGGAGGGCUGGACUGACCUGCUAUACUAUAGCAAUGAUGCUUCAGGGAGUGCAUGGAACUGGAUGUACUUCAUCCCCCUCAUCAUCAUCGGCUCCUUCUUCAUGCUCAAUCUUGUGCUGGGUGUGCUGUCAGGAGAGUUUGCCAAAGAAAGGGAGCGAGUGGAGAACAGGAGCGAGUUUCUUAAGCUGAAGCGUCAGCAGCAGAUAGAGAGAGAGCUGAACGGAUAUCUGGAGUGGAUCUGCAAAGCAGAAGAGGUGAUUCUAGCUGACGAGGACAAUGACCCAGAUGACCGGAUGCCCUUUGACGGCACAAGGAGGAGGCCCACCAUUAAGAAGAGUAAAGCAGAGCUGCUGGAUGCAGAGGAUGGAGAUGGAGAUAUAGGUUCUCCAUUUGCACGGGGCAGUCUGAAGAGCUCGAAGCUGGAGGGCUCUUCCUUCCAUAAAAAGGAGCGUCGACUGAGAUUCUUCAUUAGGCACAUAGUGAAGACGCAAGCAUUCUACUGGAUUGUGCUGUGUCUGGUGGGACUCAACACACUGUGUGUGGCUGUCGUGCACUAUGACCAGCCUGACCUGCUCUCCGACUUCCUCUACUUUGCUGAGUUCAUCUUCCUGGGGAUCUUUAUGUCAGAGAUGUGUAUUAAGAUGUAUGGGCUGGGGACCAGACCUUAUUUUCACUCCUCCUUCAACUGUUUUGACUGCAUCGUCAUUUGUGGCAGCAUUUUCGAGGUGCUCUGGGCUAUGAUCCAGCCAGGAACCUCAUUUGGGAUCAGUGUGUUACGAGCUCUCAGGUUACUGAGGAUCUUCAAAGUGACCAAAUAUUGGGCAUCUCUGAGGAACCUGGUGGUGUCUUUGUUGAACUCCAUGAAGUCCAUCAUCAGUUUACUCUUCCUCCUUUUCCUCUUCAUUGUGGUCUUUGCUCUUCUGGGCAUGCAGCUGUUUGGAGGACAGUUUAAUUUUGAAUCCGGCACACCACCAACAAACUUUGAUACUUUUCCUGCAGCAAUAAUGACAGUGUUUCAGAUCCUGACGGGUGAAGACUGGAACAUGGUCAUGUAUGAUGGGAUUGAAUCUCAGGGUGGAGUCAGAACGGGCAUGGUCUUCUCAGUCUUCUUCAUUGUUCUUACGCUCUUCGGCAACUAUACUUUGCUCAAUGUGUUCUUGGCCAUCGCUGUGGACAAUCUGGCCAAUGCACAAGAGCUGACCAAGGAUGAACAGGAGGAAGAGCAGGCAGCCAAUCAGAAAAUGGCUCUUCAGACGGCCAAGGAAGUAGCUGAGGUCAGCCCACUGUCUGCAGCCAGCCUCUCCAUUGCUGCCGUGACAGUAAACUCUGAGCGUCUUGAUGCAACAGAACACUUUCUGGACUGCAAGGAGCAACAGAAGAACCACAAAGGUUGUAAGUCAGUAUGGGAGCAGCGCACUAGUGAGUUGAGGCGACAGACCCUGGUGAACAGCAGAGAGGCUCUUUACAAUGAGUUGGACCCUGAAGAACGCUGGAAGGUCUCGUACUCCCGUCACAUUCGUCCCGAUAUGAAGACCCACCUGGACCGGCCAUUGGUCGUGGACCCUCAGGAGAACCGCAAUAACAAUACCAACAAAACCCGUCCAGGUGACGGCCAGCCCCAGCGCACUCAUCAGCUCCUGCACAAACAGCCCAACUUCAAUGAGGGGGAGAGUGGUGGAGGUGGAGGAUCUGGGCCCUGGCCAGCAUUGGAAAGAGGGGACUCUACGGGCUCACGUCGGAGUCUUUUGGGCUCCGAGAACCAUGGGGAGGGUAGAGAGUCUCACCGCAGACAUCAGCACGGUGAGCGCUGCAGCCAGGCCCGUCAACGUCGUAAAGCCCCAGAGGAGGAUGGAGAGGGCGGAGGGAGGAGACACAGGAGUAAAGGCAGGGAAAGAGGACCUGAUUGUGAGCAUAUAGAUGGAGGAGAGCGUAAACACAGACGUCAUCACCAUGAGGGCGAGGGAAGGAAAGAGAGAGGGGUGCGACACCGCACCAGGAAGGAUGGUCAUGGAAGUGGCCCUACUCUCUCCACGACCCGUCCCAUUCAGAAGACUCUGUCCAGGCAGGACAGUCAGUACAGUGAGGAUCUGGACAAUGCCAUGAACAACAAGCUUGCCACACAGCCACCUAGUAGCUCCACCCCACAUGAUAGUCUGCUCAAUCUGGCUAACAGUGCCCACACUGCCAGCCUGGCACAUACUGGCACAGAGAGCAGCCUCAUUCUCACCAACCCUUCCUCUACCACUACUAACGUUGCUAGCACUGGACAUCUGGGCAUGAAACCCGAGUACACAGCCGUGGACAUUCCCCCAAUGUUCCCCUCCAGUAACGCCAUCCUACAGGUCAAUAAAAAUGCCAACACUGAGCCCCUGCCCAAAAAGGAAGACACAAAGGGUGAUGAUGAUGAUGAUGAAAAAGGUGACGGGGGGCCUAAACCCAUGCCACCCUACACCUCAAUGUUCAUUCUGACUACCACCAACCCAUUUCGGAGGUUGUGCCACUAUAUUGUCACGCUCAGAUAUUUUGAGAUGUGUAUUCUGCUGGUCAUUGCGAUGAGCAGUAUUGCCCUGGCCGCUGAAGACCCUGUCUGGCCCGAAUCCCCCCGCAAUAAUGUCCUGCGGUACUUUGACUAUGUGUUCACGGGUGUGUUCACCUUUGAGAUGCUCAUUAAGAUGGUGGAUUUAGGUCUUGUCCUGCAUCAAGGCUCAUAUUUCCGUGACCUGUGGAACAUCCUGGACUUUAUUGUGGUUAGUGGUGCCCUGGUGGCGUUCGCCUUCACUGGAAGCAGCAAAGGGAAAGACAUCAGUACUAUCAAGUCCCUACGUGUGCUCCGAGUACUGCGGCCUCUGAAAACCAUCAAGCGUCUGCCCAAGCUGAAGGCUGUCUUUGACUGUGUGGUGAACUCUCUAAAGAAUGUGUUGAACAUCCUCAUUGUCUACAUGCUGUUCAUGUUCAUCUUUGCUGUGGUGGCUGUGCAGCUCUUUAAGGGCCGUUUCUUCUACUGUACUGAUGAAUCCAAGGAGUUUGAGCGGGAUUGCAGGGGCGAGUAUCUUGUCUAUGAAAGAGAUAACGAAGUGAGGGCGCAGAAGCGGGAAUGGAAGAAAUACGAUUUCCACUACGACAACGUGCUCUGGGCCCUUCUCACCCUCUUCACCGUAUCUACGGGAGAGGGGUGGCCGCAGGUGCUGAAACAUUCAGUGGAUGCGACCUACGAGAAUCAGGGCCCGAGCCCAGGUUACCGGAUGGAAAUGUCCAUCUUUUACGUGGUGUACUUUGUGGUCUUCCCCUUCUUCUUCGUCAACAUUUUCGUUGCUCUCAUCAUCAUCACUUUCCAGGAGCAAGGAGACAAAAUGAUGGAGGAAUAUAGCCUGGAAAAGAAUGAGAGAGCUUGUAUAGACUUCGCCAUCAAUGCUAAACCGCUCACACGUCACAUGCCUCAGAACAAGCAAACAUUCCAGUACCGCAUGUGGGAGUUUGUGGUGUCUCCUCCAUUUGAAUACACAAUCAUGGCCUUGAUUGCCCUCAAUACCAUUGUCCUUAUGAUGAAGUAUGAUGGAGCAUCACAAACCUAUGAAGAUGUGUUAGCCAACCUGAACAUAGUGUUCACCUCACUUUUCUCCAUGGAGUGCAUACUGAAGAUCAUUGCCUUUGGAGCACUGAACUACUUCAAAGACGCCUGGAACAUCUUCGACUGUGUGACUGUACUUGGCAGCAUCACUGAUAUUUUAGUCACAGAGCUAGGGAACAAUUUCAUAAAUCUGAGUUUUCUAAGGCUCUUCAGAGCUGCUCGUCUCAUUAAGUUGCUCAGGCAGGGUGAAACCAUACGCAUCCUGCUCUGGACCUUCGUCCAGUCUUUCAAGGCUCUGCCGUAUGUGUGCCUACUCAUCGCCAUGCUGUUCUUCAUCUACGCCAUCAUUGGCAUGCAGCUGUUUGGGAACAUUUCGCUUGAAGACAAUGGUGAGAGUGCCAUUAACCAGCACAACAACUUCAGGACUUUUUUCCAGGCCCUAAUGCUGCUCUUCAGGAGUGCUACAGGUGAGGCAUGGCAUGAAAUCAUGCUGUCAUGUCUGGGAAAGAAGGUGUGUGAUCGUCUCUCUGGUAACACGGAGGCAGAAUGUGGGAGCGAGUUUGCCUACCUCUACUUUGUCUCCUUCAUCUUCCUCUGUUCCUUUCUGAUGUUGAAUCUUUUCGUGGCUGUGAUCAUGGAUAAUUUUGAAUACCUGACACGUGACUCCUCUAUCCUGGGACCCCAUCAUCUGGACGAGUAUGUGAGGAUCUGGGCAGAGUAUGAUCCAGCUGCUUGUGGCAGAAUCAGUUACAGGGAUAUGUAUGAGAUGCUCAGGCACAUGUCUCCUCCGUUAGGCCUGGGGAAGAAGUGCCCUGCACGGGUUGCCUACAAGAGACUGUUGCGGAUGGAUCUGCCAGUUGCCGAUGACAACACAGUGCACUUUAAUUCUACCCUUAUGGCCUUAAUCCGAACUGCUCUGGACAUCAAGAUCGCCAAGGGUGGGGAAGGAGGUGUGGAUAAACACCAAAUGGAUGCUGAACUAAGGAAGGAGAUGAUGGCGAUAUGGCCUAAUCUCUCUCAGAAGACUCUGGACCUUCUAGUGACGCCACACAAGUCAGCGACAGACCUGACAGUUGGAAAGAUCUACGCUGCCAUGAUGAUCAUGGAGUACUAUCGGCAAAGUAAAGCCAAACGGACACAAGCUCUCCAUGAUGAGCAGAAUCGAACGACAUUAAUGUUUCAGCGUCUGGAGCCGCCGUCUCCAAGCCAGGAUGUGGGGCAGGGACUCACUGGCCUUCCUGAAACUCAACCGCACCCAGCAAAUCAUCUGCCUGUUGAUGAAAGGAUACCGGAGAGCCAAUCAUGGGUGACGGCGCGGGCCCAAGAGAUGUCUCAGAAAGCAGGCUGGAGUCCUGAAGGCCAACACCCAGACGACACAGAAGAAAACCACAGACAAUCUCAGACAGUAGAGAUGAGAGAGAUGGGGCGGGACGGGUACUCGGACACUGAGCACUAUCUGUCGAUGGAAGGCCAUGGCAGGGCUGCUUCCAUGCCUCGACUCCCAGCAGACAACCAACAGCCAAGGAGGAAAGGACGGCACCGGGGAGAUAAUUUCACUACCAUCACCGAUAACAGUCCUAUGAAGCGCUCGGCUUCAUCUCUGGGACACGGGCGUCCAGGCCGCCCAAUGCGGGGUGAGGACUACGUCAUGGAGAGGGUUAUCCCAGAAGAGGGCCACAGACAUGGGCAUCGCCACCGAGACCGCAGUCACCGCGCAUCAGAGCGGUCCCUGAGCCGCUACACCGAUGCUGACACAGGACUUGGUACUGAUCUCAGCACCACCACACAGUCAGGAGACCUGCCAUCCAAGGAGAGGGACCGGGGCCGGGCCAAAGACCGCAAGCACCACCAUCAUCACCAUCACCACCACAGUUCUGUAGAUAAGGAGCACUAUGGACAUGAGAGAGAACGAGGAGACUACGGCCACAGACAGUCUAGAGAGAGAGACCGCCGCUGGUCCCGCUCACCGAGUGAGGGCAGAGAGUGCCUGACUCACAGACAGGGCAGUAGUUCAGUAAGCGGCAGUCCAGUCCCCUCCACCUCCGGGACCAGCACGCCCCGCCGCGGCCGGCGUCAACUACCCCAAACCCCCGCUACGCCCCGGCCCCACGUUACCUACUCUCCCGUGGUCCGUAAGCCCAUCGGGGGCACCCCCCCUCCCGGCCAGCAGAACCGACUGCCUGCCCCGACCUCCCGUCGGUUCAGUCCGCCUGGCCCCGAGCCCCCGCUUCCCCCUCACCACCAUCCAUCGCCUCCCCACCACGGCUCUCCCCGCUCCUCCCGUCAUGCUCACUGGGGCCCCGGCCCUACGGAGAGUGUGGAGGGCGACGGUUUCUACGAUGACCAAGACUAUGAGUUCAAUCACCAUGAACCUCCAUCCUACGAGCAAAGCCCUGUGCAGGGCAACCCUCACCCACAUUCCCCCAGGACUUCCCGCCACAGCACCCCCCCUCAGGGCCACCCGCGGCGCAUGCCAAACGGCUACCGUUCGUCCUCGCCCUCUCCGCACCACCACGCCACCAACCACCCGGGAACGCAUAAGCCUCCUCAUCCCAGAGGGCCCAGGAAGGGCCUCCAUGAACCCUACAGUGAGACUGAUGAGGAUGACUGGUGCUAGCCUCUGGGACGGGGAGGGGCAAGUCCUUCCACUCUUUCUGGAACGGACUGCCACCAAACAGAGCGUAGGCUCACAGUAAAACAAUACUUUCACUGGAUUGGCCGAUCUGUCCAGGGAAACACUUGGCAGUGCGCUGAAUGUCCACAGGGGAAAUCAAGGCAUGAUUCGUUUCUUUCUAUUUCUUGUUUCUUUUCCGAUUCCUCUGCUGCCAAGUGUUUCUCUGAAAGCAACGGACUGCUGACAGUGAAUAUGAAGACUAACGAAUAUGAAAUCCUGUUCUUAGCUUUUUUCUGAAGAAUACAAAAAAUGUUUUGAUAAGGAGGAGGAAUGUCUGAACAUUUUUUUCCCCCAGGACAUUUCAUGCAGUCCCUCCAGAAAUGAGACGCUACAAACUCUUUAGCACUCGUUUAAAAAAAAAAAAAAAACAACAACAACGGUGAGGUGGGUCACUUUUUAUUUCACAGAACUUGAAUGGAGAUUCGUUUAUUGCAAAAAUCAGUCCAGAUGCUGGGAAAUAUCGAUGAGUUUUAUCAUCUAUGUUUACUGUUAAUAAUUAUCCCAGUUGAGGGGGAGGCGUUCGCCCGUGCGGGUAAGUUGUGGGUGGGAAAUGGAGAUGGGUGGAGGUGAACUCACCUGAACUAAAAUAGGAAAGUCCACCCUGCACUUCAGCCCCCCCAGAAUGCAAGAAAGAAGAAUCACAAAAAAAAAAAAAAAAAAGGAGAGAAAAAUGAAAAGCUCCUCACUCUUUCUUCUUCUUCGGCUUCGUCUUCUGCUUCUCAUUGGAAACACUGGAGUUUGAAUCUUCUGUUGCACUGCCCAGCUUUGUUUGAACUCCUAGAAAAUAAAUCCUUUGGAAAUCCUGCAUGAUUGAAAAAAAGGAAAAAAAACAAGUUAAAAAUACACAGGGAAACUUUGGAUAAAAAGGGGAAAGGGGGGGGGAUUAAUUUUUUGGCUCUUUUGUCAUGUCUGUGACGUUCUUUCUCUCUCCUGUCGGUGCCCUCCGUCUCUCUCUCUCACGACUCUCUGUGAUCCCUCUCUCCUGAAGGAAAGGGGAGAUGAAGCCAUUGCUAACGUUCAAACUACUAGUAAAUGGGUGAGCAGAGGGAUGUUCGCAAUUUUUUUAUACCAGAUUUGGUGCCAAAUACCACAUACAAUAAAGAUUGUGAAUCAAAAAUAAACGGAUAGCACAAUUAUUUUUAAGCUUGAGACAUUUUAUAACAUUUUAUUUACAUUCCUCUAUCACUGUAUAGAUAAUUUGCUCACUUGCACAAACAUGCAGAUAUAGUAGCACAUAAAAAACACACAAACAUAUAACAGGCAAAGUACACGUGUGAUUCUUUUCCCUUAAACCGCCGUAAACAUGCUCUUCCAGUCUUCCAGGGUAAAUGCAGAGAGAGAGAGAUGAGGGGAGGGGAGGUGGAGAAGAGAGAGAGAACCUCUCCAUCUUUACAUAUGAUUUCAUGUUGAUAAUGACAAUGUGUGUAUAAAAAUGAUCACAUAAAUGAUAAGUGAUGAUGAUGAUGAAGGUGAUGAAGAUAAUGAUGAUGCUUUUAAUUUAAUUUUCUACUUGUUUUUGUAUUUGACUGCUGCUCUUUGUAUUGCCAUACUUGUUUUCAUGUGAGUUUUGUGUAGAUGGUGUGUGGAGCUCUGUGAUUGUGAUCCAUUAUGGGCCAUGACAGAAACCCAUCUGACCUUCAGCCAAUGUCCUCGGUAGCUCGACGACUUGGACUGUUUCUAUGGAAACACUUUCUCAGCCAUAUCAGUGAGCGUUAAUGACAGUUUGAAGCAUGCAUCUGAUCUCAAGUCUCUGUAACUGUGAACACUUUUUAUCAAGAAGGAAAAAAUGAAAAAGAAAGUAGAGGAAGAGCUGACUAGUUAUCGACCAUAUUGAUAUAAACAGGAUAUAAACGAUAUUAAAAAGAGAGUUUAGAUGUUAGUUAACAAGGAUUAAUUAUGUUGGUGUAAAAUUCUUAUAUUUUUAAAAAAACUUUUCUCUCAUAAUCUUCCUUUUAAAUGCUGAUUUUUAUUUAUUGAAAUUAUUUUUAUAAUUAUCUAUUAAUAAUUAUUUCUUUUAUACCUUUAAACCAGUGGUUUUCAACCAGGGGGCCAGAAUUCCACCAAAAUUAUUUUAAAUAUAUAUAAAUAAUCACUUGUAAUCAAAUUGUAGUUAAUUUAAAAUACUCAGCAUAGAAAUAUCUCAGCCUAUUUGGGAGUCAAAAAGGUUGAGAACCACUGCUUUAAACUGACCUUUAAAAAAAAUCCCUAAGACUUUUCAAUGUGUAGGUAAACGUGAAAAGGUAACUGAGCUCCACUACCUCUACUCGAUCAGCAGAUGGCGCUGUGAUCCACAUUGUUCAGCAGCCAGUGGUUCUGGCUCCAUCAGUCUCACCUUUUUCUGUUCCAUGUUUAUGUCAAUGACCUGUACAUUGAGAGUAGUACUAUGUGUCUGUCACCGAUGGUGCACCGUUCUGUGUUCAGGAAAUGUAACACAGCCAGUCAAACUGCACAGGAACAUGUAACACAGCCAAUCAAAUUGCAUGGGUGAAACAAUGACCGGGCCUUUUCUGCCAAAACUUGUCUCUUGUGUCCCACUGAUCUUUGUGUCUCUUCGGCCCACAUUACCAUCGUCAUCUCAGUAUUGUUUAUGAGGCAGAAUCCUCUGUGGAAUGACUCGGCAUACACAGACACGCUGCCGAUCCAGUCCAACUUUGCAGCAUGUGCAAAUUAGACGAUGUAUGUAGCAUUUACUAUACCAUAUUUUCACGCACAGUCCCACUUGAGUGAGUCCUGUAUGUAGCACUACUGAUGAAACUGGUACAUUUGUGGCUCUCCUUAUAUGUAUAAGUGUGUCCACAACUGGUGAGUAUUGUCUUUGAGGAUGUAAACACAAGAUAGGCUACAGGAUCCAAGUUUCAUGUCUCCCCUUGCUAGUUGAGCAUUACUAGAUUUUGUUAUUACUGAAUUUUCAAUUACUGUGCCUUAUUCAGCAUUAUUUAGACUGCACGUCUCAUCUUUACACAUUUAUACAGCUGCAAUGUGUCAGUUUGCAGUAAAAUCGUCUCUCUUGAUUUCUUUUAUCCACAACAGGCAUUUAGCUUGAGUGACUUUAUAUGGAGAGUAUCUAUAUGCAAUACAAACCUGUUUUGAGUUGCAACAAGCGUAUAAGGAAAUUAUGUGUCUGUAUGUUUGUGAGCAAUGUGUGUUUUGUGAUCAGGUUUGACAAAAAUCACCAUGUGAACGAUUUUCGGUCAUCCUCAUUUGCAUGCAUGAUGUUCACUCAGCGUCUUGCUGUGUGUGUGGCUGUGAGAGAAAAGACACACGAUUGUCUGGAUAGGACAUUUCUCAUUGUCUGUCAUGAUUCAUCGUUACUAACAACCUCAUGUUUGGCAAAACAAGUGAUGAUUAAAAAUACAAUGCCGACGUGGGAGUCACACUGUAAAAAGAGGAAACUAAAAACAAGCAAGUUUUUGUCAGAAAAAAAAAUGUAGAGAAGCAUUUACCUCGAGAACUGCAUGUGCAAUGUGCAUGCCACAGCGUUUGAUAAACAGUCAACUGCAGGAAUAAAAAAAGAAGAAAUGUUUUGUAGAAAAACACAAGUACAGAUAAAUCUUUUUUAAAAGUAAUAUAUUCCUUUAUGCUCUAUUUUUUAAAACAAACAAAAAAUAGCAUAUUCUGGGGAGGAAAAUCACUUUGAUGCAAUCUGAAAGUUGUUUAUUUAUUUCUGUUUCUAGCUGUUUUUUUUUUCUUCUGCCAACUAGAAGGAGAGACACUUCAACACUAUGUUCAGGGCACGUCAAUAUGACUACUGUCACACAAAAAAAAAGAAAGAAAUAAAAGAGUCAAGAAGAAAA